Messenger RNA from Pieris napi, 2555 nucleotides. RefSeq names its product multiple epidermal growth factor-like domains protein 10. The record is from RefSeq and is a predicted model, not a curated record. NCBI's taxonomy places the organism in Eukaryota, Metazoa, Arthropoda, Insecta, Lepidoptera, Pieridae. The transcript has 6 exons. Bases 63 to 2324 code for a protein of 753 amino acids.
CAUUACAAAGCAAUUAUGGCUCAUCAGUUAUCAUGUAUUUCGCGAAUAGUUAAGUGUUAAAAAUGUAUCGCAUUUUAUUUAUUUUAGGUUCCCUUAUAUCGGUAGAAUGCCAAGUGUGUACCAAGAGAGUAAUGAGUAGUCGAUGGGUUCCACAAACUUAUGUUAAGACGUACAGGGAAAAUUAUCGCGCCCAAUGCUGGUAUGGUAGUUGCACGCGGACAAGGGUAGCUACCUAUGUAGACAGCAAGUGGGUCCAGAAAGUUGUUGUCGAAAAUAAGAAGACGUGUUGCGAUGGUUAUAUUCAAAUGGACGAUGACGAAUUAGAAGACAACAUUCAAUGUAAUCCUAUUUGUAUACCAGCUUGUAAAAAUGGCUAUUGUGAUAAACCAGGAGAAUGCAAGUGCAACAAUGGUUACUUCUUUAAACCCCACAGCACCUAUGAAUGCCUGCCGUCCUGUCAAAACGAUUGUGGAAGAGGCCAUUGUAGCGCCCCAGAAACAUGUGAAUGUGACUUUGGAUACGUUUUUCAAAACAAUACAUGUCAACCAAUUUGCAAUGAGCCCUGUAUAAAUGGGACUUGCAUUGCACCAGACACCUGUGAAUGUAAUAUUGGCUAUCGGAAGUCAGAGGAUAACACUUGUGCCCCAUACUGUUCUAAGGGAUGCACACACGGAACAUGUGUUAGCCCAGAAGUUUGCCAAUGCGUGGCUGGAUUCAAAAAGUCUGAAGAUGAAUGUGUACCACAUUGUGAUAGUGAUUGUGGAUAUGGUAAUUGUACUGCACCAAACGAAUGUACAUGUAAUGAAGGAUAUAAAGUAGAAAAUAUAACUUGUAUACCGCAUUGCAAUGGCACCUGCGAUCAUGGCAAAUGUAUUGCUCCAAAUACGUGUGAAUGCGAUGAAGGUUGGUCUAAUGUUUUUGGCGUUUGUCAACCAAUUUGUUCAAUCCCUUGUCAAAAUGGUGCUUGUAUUGGUCCAGAUGAGUGCCUGUGUGAUACUGGGUAUGUGAAAGCUGAAAAUGGUUCAUGCACUCCCUAUUGUGCAGAAUGUGAUCAUGGCAAAUGUAUUGCUCCAAAUACGUGUGAUUGUGACGAAGGUUGGUCCAAUGUUUCUGGUGUUUGUCAACCAAUUUGUUCAAUCCCUUGUCAAAAUGGUGCUUGUAUUGGUCCAGAUGAGUGCCUGUGUGAUACUGGGUAUGUGAAAGCUGAAAAUGGUUCAUGCACUCCCUAUUGUGCAGAAUGUGAUCAUGGCAAAUGUAUUGCUCCAAAUACGUGUGAUUGUGACGAAGGUUGGUCCAAUGUUUCUGGUGUUUGUCAACCAAUUUGUUCAAUCCCUUGUCAAAAUGGUGCUUGUAUUGGUCCAGAUGAGUGCCUGUGUGAUACUGGGUAUGUUAAAGCUGAAAAUGGUUCCUGCACUCCCUAUUGUGCAGAAUGUGAUCACGGCAAAUGUAUUGCUCCAAAUACGUGUGAAUGCGACGAAGGUUGGUCCAAUGUUUCUGGUGUUUGUCAACCAAUUUGUUCAAUCUCUUGUCAAAAUGGUGCUUGUAUUGGUCCAGAUGAGUGCCUGUGUGAUACUGGGUAUGUUAAAGCUGAAAAUGGUUCCUGCACUCCCUAUUGUGCAGAAUGUGAUCAUGGAAGAUGUGUCGCUCCAGAUAUUUGUGAAUGUGAUGAUGGUUGGGUUAAAAAUGGCUCAAGCUGUACUGCGUUAUGUAAAACACCUUGUGGGCAUGGCUUUUGUGUGCAACCAAAUGUGUGCAAUUGUUAUUCAGGAUAUAAACAAGGCAUUCGGGCAUUAGGUGAAAUUUGUGUCCCUGACUGUGACUUAUGUAAUAAUACAUGUGUGGAACCUGAAUGUGUGUGUGAUUACCCAUGUUGUACCAGUGUGGAUUGUAUUAAAAUUUAUCGCACGGACGGGAAAACGACAGUAGAAGACAGUACGUCUAAGGAAAAUACUACAAAAAGUACCAACUACUUGAAUACAACGAGUAUAGAUUAUGAUGAUGAUGAUAUUUCAACUGACAAUAUUUCGACCACAGACAAUGAAGAACUAUUAAAACAAACAAAAGACGAGCAUGCAGGAUAUCCAUACUGGGUCUAUUUUCUUCUCCUAGGCCUAAUUUUAUUAGCACCAUUUUCUGUUUAUAUUAUAAUUUUCGCAAGCAGGAAAAAGAUGCAGCACUGGUUUAAGGGUGGCAGCUAUGAAAUAGAUGAUCGCUACCCUCAAUGCAAGGAUUUGACAAUACCUCAAGCUACGUCUGGCAGCUUGUCUUCGAUUAUUUCAUAUUCUGAUAUUAAGAACAGAAAAGAAGCAGUUGUAGGAUUAUGAUUAAAUAAUGGGAAAAGAAUUAUAUUCAGUGAUAAUUAGGACUUACUACGAAUAAAUUGUCAUGGUAUUUAAAGUUUUAGUAAACAUUUACAUUAAUUUUAAUAGGUUUUUUAAAGUACGGCCAUCUAUACGACAUGUUUAAAAACUAAAUAAAUGUGGCCAACUGACUGAUAAAGUAGUACCGACCAUUGUCACUAGAUGGCAAUAUAAUUUAUUCAGCAUAUUAGUAUA